UAGACAGCCGAUCUCUGCUGUGAUCUACUGAGGAGAGACUGAGGAGAUGGCAAUGAUGCUGUUUUUGGCGGCUUUUCUUCCGGUUGUGCUGAUGAAUGAAUGCAAUCAGGAUGAACACGACUGUUCUGACGUCUAUAACUCAGGAGAAACAGUAAGCGAGAUUUACUCCAUCUAUCCAGCAGGCGAUGUUUCUGUCUUGGUUUACUGUGAGAUGAUCUCAGAUGGGAACGGUGAAGACCAAGGAGGAUGGACGGUGAUUCAGAGGAGAAUGGACGGCAGUGUGAAUUUCUAUCGGCCGUGGAAUCAGUACAAGAGAGGAUUUGGGAAUGUGGAGGGUGAAUACUGGCUGGGGCUGGAGAACAUGUACCAGCUGACAUGCAACAGGAGCUAUUUGCUGAGAGUGGAUCUGGAGGACUUUGAUGGAAAUAAAGUUUUUGCUCUGUACUCGUCCUUCUCUGUUGGUCCUGAAGCUGAUGGGUACAGACUACAUGUUUCAGGAUUCACUGAUGGAGGAGCUGGUGACUCUUUAUCUGGCCAUAAUGCAUUCAGGUUCUCCACCUUUGACAUGGACCAAGAUGUCUAUGAAAAUAACUGUGCCAAAAUGUUUCUUGGAGGAUUUUGGUACACAGGCUGUCACAACACAAACCCCAAUGGUGUGUAUUUAUGGGGUGAAGAUCCCACCCAUUACGCUAUUGGAAACAUUUGGUCAUCGUGGAAGGGUUACGCGGCCGGUAUGAAAUCCAUCAGCAUGAGGAUCAAACGUGUGUCUUAGACAUUUAAACAAACA
This is a messenger RNA of Labeo rohita (rohu), 787 nucleotides long. RefSeq names its product microfibril-associated glycoprotein 4-like. The transcript is spliced from 5 exons. The record is from RefSeq and is a predicted model, not a curated record. Lineage: Eukaryota; Metazoa; Chordata; Actinopteri; Cypriniformes; Cyprinidae. Gene Ontology annotation, biological process: elastic fiber assembly. The coding region runs from base 47 to 772 and encodes 241 amino acids.